AUGAGUCUAAAUUAGAUAAUAAGGUACUACGUCGAUCAGCUUUCCUAACUCUCAAACAUAAUAACUGAUCUCUCAACCAGAAAGCUAUGGGAUCCCCAGCUCAAUAAGAUUCUAUUCAAUGAUAAUGACAAUCAAACUUUCAUCUAUCUUGAUUCCAAGAGACAAGAAGUACAUUAAGAAAUGAGAUAGUCUAUAGUAAAAGAUAGGAAAGGUGCCUUACAAUAAUAAAUUGAUGGUGAGGAAGAGACCCCUUAUCAAAUAUAUAAUGACUUCAAUAAGGUCCUUGCUUAGUCUUGCCCAGAUUUGGAUUGUAUUUUAAGAGUCAUCUUGCCUCAGACUGACUCAUAAUUUGCUGGAAUAAACCACACUUCUAUACACUAAUAUAAAGACUGUUCCGAAUCCUUAAAAGCAAGGUAAAUUAAAAUUACAAAAAACUUUUUAGAUCCAACUACAAAGGAGAUUGAAAUGGAAAUUGACAGAAAAUACUUGUCAUAAGCCUAGGAAAAAGAAUAGGAAUUUCUAGCAAGCAUCAACUUCCCUGACUGGAAGAUAUCAGUUGAAGAUAAGAAAAAGUAACUGCAUAUCUGGCAGAGAAUAUCUAAAAAUAACAUCAAAUCAAUGAAAGCUCAAGGCGUAAUUGACCAUUCAAUAGAUCAUAUUUUGAAAGCAUUCCUAGACAGCAGCUAUCAGCAUCACUAUGAUAAAGGUUUCGGGCAUUCUGAAGUACUUGAAACUAUAGUUCCCAACUAAACACAUAUAUUCUACUAAACAACGAAAAAAUAUCUUCUAGUAUCAGCCCGAGAUUUUCUUGCAAUUCAUCAUAGAGUUAAGAAGGAAGAUGGGUCAGUAAAUGUUACAGUAUUUUCAGUUAGCAGAGACGAUUUAAAACCCAUUUAGAAGCAUAUUGUUAGAAUGUGGUUGCAUUUGGGCUGCUGGAGGUUUGAACCCAUUACACCAACUUAAACGCUUUGCACCUAUGUCGUGGAAAUUGAUUUGGGUAGCCAUAUGCCUCACUUCAUUGUUAAUUAGAUUAACAAAGAUGUGGGACAUCAAAUUAUUAGAUUAGGCGAGACAGUUGAUCGCUAUCUCAGAGACAAUCCAUUGAAUUGA
This is a messenger RNA of Stylonychia lemnae, 1110 nucleotides long. NCBI's taxonomy places the organism in Eukaryota, Ciliophora, Spirotrichea, Sporadotrichida, Oxytrichidae. The record is from the annotation of a GenBank genome assembly.